GUUUACAACAUUGCAAUAUUGUUGACAUAUUCAGUAAUCUAAGGAAAAUUUACCUUUAUAUUUAAAAAAAAACUCACAGAAAGACCCUUUAUUUUUAAAACAAUAAUAAUCAAAUGUUAGGCCGUAAUGUAUUUUCCAAUAGGAUGGCCAAAAGUGUGCAAGAAUUUGGAAGCAGAUGGAGAGGCAAUCAAACAAAUAGUGUCAAAUAGAGACAAAAUACUUUUUGUGUCUUUAACUGAUGAUUCAAUUAUUAUUUGGUUUUGCAAGCCUACUGUACCAAUAGUUUAUCAUAAGCGUAAUGCUGAUUCCAUUCAGCGACUGGGUAUCAAUGUUGGUGUUGAAUGGAAACCUGAUUCUUCCAUGAUUUGUAUAUCGACACAAGAAGGUCAUUUAAUCAUCUACAAUGUGGAACCGCAGAGUGAACAGACAGCGUACAAUCAAUUUGACCCACCUACAGCUAGCCUACGCAGGGAUUCAGCUGAGCUGUUUGUUAAAGAGAUGAUACCAUCACUUAAAAUAACAUUGUAUAAAGAAGUCCUAGUAUGGGAUGGACAAAUAACUCGUAUGUGUUGUAUAUCCGGUACAGAGAUUUUAGUGUGUACCACUCGCGCUCAUCUGCUCAGGUACAGAUGGGAUGGCACACAGAAUAGAGACUACUGCUUAGAUCUAGGACGGAUACCAUUCUCUAUAAAUCAACAAGUUUCCAAAGCUGAACCUAUCCUUGAAGAUAACACACAUGUAAAUGACAUUGAAUAUUCCCCAUUAGUCUGUGGCUUUGGCAUCACUCUGAACGAUGGCCGGGCGGCAUACCUUACAGCACCUAACCUCAAAUUUGAUCCAAAUGCAGUACAAGGAAUUUGGGCUCCGGGUAUAGAUGAUGCAACAUGUGCAAGAGUUAAUCAUAAGUUCAGACUUAUUGCUAUUGGCAGAAGAAAUUCACAAGUGGACGUGUUUACGAUAGACGAAGUGACUGGUGGUUUGGAGUUGUCGCAUACUAUGGUUCUCAGCUCAAAAGAUUUUCCUGGCGAUCCUGGACCUGUGAAGUGUAUUAGAUGGACGGCGGACGGUCGUGCGGUUGCUGUGAGUUGGGAGCGCGGUGGUAUAUCAGUGUGGAGCACAUUCGGUGCUCUGCUCAUGUGCUCGCUGGCCUGGGACUACGGUCUCAGUCAGGAUCUCAGCAAACACAACCCACUUGUCGUAUCCAGUAUGGAAUGGGCUACAGAAGGCUAUCAGCUGUGGAUGGUGAAAGUUGAAAGUGAUACAAGUUCGAAUUUAAUACAAAUGGAUUUUGUUAAAAGUCCCCUCAGUGUAAAUCCAUGUAUGAGUAAUCAAAGGCAUUUAUAUUUACAAGCAGAUGACAAACUUUAUGUCAACUUAGAAGAUAAUCUAACAAGGAAGACGAAAAUAACAAUGAUUGAUUCAUCCGAUUACCAAGAGAAUGGUCUACCGGACCAGCAUACGCUGGAGUAUGAUAAGAAAGCCAAGUACAAAGACUUUGUGGAUGACAACGAGUGCAGGAAACAAUGGAUAGUGUUGCCGUUACCAGCUACAUAUAUAGCUACCAAUUGGCCGCUUAGGUACAGUGCUAUAGACGAUGCGGGUGUGAACGUGUGCGUUGCGGGGCGUGCCGGCCUGGCGCACUACAGCUGUGCCUCACGUCGCUGGAAACUGUUUGGUAACGAGGCGCAGGAGAAAGACUUUGUCGUCACUGGUGGCAUGCUCUGGUGGAGGGACUACAUCGUUAUAGGUUGCUACAGUAUCUUGGAUGGGCACGACGAGAUCCGUUUCUACCCGCGCGACGCGAAGCUGGACAACAGGUUCGCUAAGAUGGUGCGUGCGCAGGCGCAGGUGUACGCACUCGACGCGCUCGACGACCAGCUCGUCGUCUUCUCUGCGGACGCGCUCGUCACUAUAUACGAACUCAGUGUUGAGAAGAAUGGUGGUGUCGAGAUGCGUUGUGUGCAAGCUGUAGAUAUAUCUGCGCUGUCGCACCCCGCGUGUGUAGUGUCUGCGGCGCUGUGUCGUCUGCAGGAGCAGCCGGGCCCGCCACACCUCGCACACCUCGCCCGUCCUCACCAACCCACGCAUCCGCAAGCCACGCCCCUAGCACCGCACUCGCUGGUAAUAAAUGCAAGUGGGAAAUUGAUGAUGGUGCAGAGAGAGGAAUACGACGUCGACGAAGACAACAAUCCGGCGUACAGCUGCCUGCCGGCGACAGUGCUGGCGUCUUGCGUGGAAAGCGUAUGGUCGUGCGGUGGCGCGCGCCAGCAGACACAAUUGUCGCGUGCGCUUUGGCUUUGGUGCGGCGCGCUCGGCGCCCGAGUCUGGCUGCCGCUGCUGCCGCGCGACGCCACCCGUCGCCCCGACUCCUCUCGCCAUACCUUUAUGGCCAAACGCAUCAUGCUCCCUUUCCAUCUUAAUAUAUACCCUCUUACAAUUCUCUUCGAUGACGCCAUACUGCUUGGAGCAGAAAAUGACACAACCCUUUAUGCAUCAGACUCCAACUCCGUGUUCUCUUUGCCAUUCUGUGUCGUCAAUAGAACGAGUCAGGUGUACCUGCAUCAAAUCUUACGUCAACUGCUGCGUCGUAACCUGGGCUACCACGCGUGGGAGAUAGCCCGCUCAUGUGCGCAGCUGCCAUACUUCCCGCACUCGCUGGAGCUGCUGCUGCACGAGGUGCUGGAGGAGGAGGCCACCAGCAAGGAGCCCAUACCCGACGCACAGUUGCCCAGCGUCAUUGAAUUUGUUCACGAGUUUCCAGUCUAUCUACAGACAGUGGUACAGUGCGCUAGAAAAACAGAAAUAGCUCUGUGGGCGUAUCUGUUCUCUGCGGCCGGCAAGCCCAAGGAGCUGUUCCAAGAGUGUCUGCAGAGGAAGAUGCUGGACACCGCCGCAUCAUACCUCAUCAUACUGCAGAACCUGGAGAGUUCUGCUGUGAGCCGGCAGUUAGCCACGCAACUGUUGGAUACAGCGCUGCAGCAUGAGCGCUGGGAUCUCGCCAGGGACCUUGUACGCUUCCUCAGAGCCAUAGAUCCAAACGACGUGGACUCACCGCGCAAUUCUGUGAACGUGCAGGCCAAGUACGGUCAGAUAGUGCAGCCGCAGACCGUGCCUAACGCGGAGGAUCUCUCUGUUAUACUCGGCACAAUGCAGCUGGCUGGCGGUAGAGGGCGCAGCUUCAGUACGACGGCAGCGCCGCGGGAACCUUCUCCGCCUGCAGCCGCGCCCGCACCCCAGCCCGCGCGCCGCACCGCCGCCGUCAAGCGCAAGAAAUCCGUCCCUGCGCGUGCUGACAGGGAAUCCUACAGCGGCACUGCAGAGGAGUUCUUCAUCGAUAUGAUGAUUCAGCGUCACGCUCGGUUGCUGCUGUCUACAGCGCGGCUGGUGGCGCUGGGUCGGCUGGCGGCCGCCCUCGACUUGCACCUCGUGGCUUGGCUGGCGGGAGAGCGAGAGCGCGCCGCCCGCGUCGACAGCGCCGUGCUCUGCCUCAAGCGCCUGCAUGAUGACUUCAACUGGCCAUACCCCGUGCUGCAGCAGGGCGAUGAGCACUAUAUCCAGCGCAAGGCCAGCGUAGUACCAAGUCCAAGCACGCCUUCAGCAGAGACGGACAGCCUGUGCGGCGACAGCGGCUAUAUGAGUCUGUCGUUACGCGCCGCAUUGCCAAUCGCACUCGGAGCGCCCAUUUCACCCGGACCCGUCAGUUCAGCGGGUGAGUGCAGCGUGGCGGAGGGCGGGGCGGUGGCAUGGGGCGGGGCGAGUGAAGGUGGGGGCGGGGAGGAGCGGCGCUAUGCGGCACUUAUGGAGCGCCUGCACGUGCAUCAAGCAGAACGCGGCGAUCACACAGCGCAUGUGCGGUUACGAUACUUCUUACAACUAAUGACGGAGGCGUCGUGCGUGGAAUGGGCACUGGUUGUAGCGGUAGCGCUGAAGGACGCGCUCGCCGUGCUACGCACUGCCAACGCUGCGCGUGCGCAUGACGUUAGCGCCGCUGCUGUGCGCCGUCUACGCACUGCCAUUAUAGACCUCUGCGCGUGGAGCGACGCAGAGUGUCUUGGCUACAAACCGUUCAUGAUGGCGAUUAAUAACCAAGUGCCGUUUCUGACGUCUAUCAUCAAUGCGCGUGAACGAAGAGUUUCAAUGGUCAAGAACCGUGUGCGUACACCUAGUACAGGCUCCUUAAACUUGGAACUGAAAUCUCAGCAAACGCCUCAAGAAGCCAUACUGCCACCGCCGCAGAAGGCGCAGGAGGUGUCGAAGCAAUCCGUCCGCAAGGAGUCCCCCAAAGUGGCCGCCGACAGUAACCCUACUCCGGCCGCCGUGCCACCUCCCCCAGCUCCCCCCGCACCCUCCAACUGCCGGCUCAUGUAGUUCACCACACCCCCCACUCAACACAUAUCCAACAGCUCAAUAUACUCGCCAAAUGUUUUUAACAUUAUACUUUUGGACUUUACUAACCAAAAAUUUAACAAACACAUUUGUAAUCUGGCAGAAAAUAUAUCUGAUGUUUUUAUUUUUUCAUCUGUCAUCUGUCAAAAGUUUGACAGUGACAGAACUGUUGAUGCUUUGGGUAUAGAAAAUGUAAAUCUACUAAUUUAAACUAAUAAUGGAAUUUGUGAUUAAUGUAAUUGUAUAUCGUAUAAAUAGUAGAAUUUUAAAUUAAAACUAUACAAAAUAAUUAAUAAUAAUGUGAAAUGUUUUUAAUAUAUUUGUGAAUUUAUUAUUCAACUUCUUAGUUGAAUUUGAUUUUUUCACUAACAAUGGGUAUAUCGUUACAACUUUCUUGGGUCUUUUUGUAUGUCUGUAUACUUAGUCUCGACUUUUAAACUAAUUGAAUUAAUAUUUUCAUGGUGCGCUAAAGUCUCAAUUUUCCGGGUGUUUCUCGUUGGGCCGUUCGUCCGGUUGAAUCCAUAGAAUCAAUCGGCCCAAUGGGAAACAACCAAUUUAUCACCGUUGCUCACAAAAACUAUACAGCAUUAACUAUUCUCUAGUCUUUACUACUUAGUGUUUGUUUUCUUAUAGAAUCUGUGCAGUCUUAUUUAUAUUUAAUUUAAUCAAUUAGGUUUUAACAAUAUGUUCUACUUAUCAUCGGU
This is a messenger RNA of Papilio xuthus (Asian swallowtail), 5090 nucleotides long. It is a transcript of the gene Rich, whose product is annotated as guanine nucleotide exchange factor subunit Rich. NCBI's taxonomy places the organism in Eukaryota, Metazoa, Arthropoda, Insecta, Lepidoptera, Papilionidae. Gene Ontology annotation, biological process: retrograde transport, endosome to Golgi; intracellular protein transport. The record is from RefSeq and is a predicted model, not a curated record. Gene Ontology annotation, cellular component: Golgi membrane; cytosol; Ric1-Rgp1 guanyl-nucleotide exchange factor complex. Gene Ontology annotation, molecular function: protein binding. The coding region runs from base 127 to 4368 and encodes 1413 amino acids. The transcript is spliced from 27 exons.